UUUUCUUUUCUUUCUUUCUUUUUUUUUUCUCGUUCCUCUUAUCGGAGGAACAUCUGCUGCGAUUUCAUCUUGUCGCUUUCAGCCUCCGCUGGUUCCGACCCAUAUUGGUUCAUUUAGCGAUUGUCAGGCUCAGACUGGUCCCCACCAAAACAUGGAGAUGGAAGAAGGCAGCGUCAAGAAGCAACCGGAACUUCAACCAGGAUAUUGUGGUGAUAGCUUCCUUCAACGGCGCCUGUCCUUUUCUUCUGGCAAUAUCCCCCUCAAGAAAGCGGAGGAAGAGGUGUGUGAUGGGAGCGAUCCAGUGGAUCCCACCAGCCAGUGGAGCGACAUGAGCCAGUUCUACGGCAGCUCUGAUAGCUUUCGCCGCUUUGGCUUGAAGUUGGUGGAGCAGUACCUGCGGGAAGAGGAGCUGAGAGGCCGGCACCAGAGCGCGCUCUUCAGGCUGAGAGAAAAGGCCCUCCAGGAGAAAGCCAGGGCUGAACUGGCCUGGCUGGAACACGAGGAGAGGCGAGGAACAGUCCGGAUACAGGCAGACUCCAAGUUAUGA
Molecule: messenger RNA, 547 nt
Organism: Anolis sagrei ordinatus
Lineage: Eukaryota; Metazoa; Chordata; Lepidosauria; Squamata; Anolidae
Source: RefSeq, a predicted model, not a curated record